CGAGGCGGGGCCGCCGCAGGCAGCGCGGGCAGCGCGGGAGCCCGGCGCGGCCCCGGCCCCGGCCCCGCCGCCGCCGCCCCAUGACGCCCAGCGGGCGCCCCGCGGGGCCCCGCCGCUCCCCCCAGGCCUGGACUGUGAACUUGGUUGCGAUGGAGACCGUGUCCCUGGAGCACCAGAUCCAGAGUGUGCAGCGGCACAUCUCUUUCCUGAAGAAGGAGCAGAUGGAGCUGCUCCAUGACCUGCACCUGGAGAUCCUCCGCUUGCAGAAGCACUGCUCAGAGCUCACCCAUGACCUGGAAAUAAAAGAGCUGGAAGCCCGCCAGCAAGAUGUGCUGGACCGCGAGCUGGAGGAGAAGUGCCGGGCGAUGGAGGCCCAGCUGCAGGAGAAGGAGAAGGACAACCUGGAGCUGCGCAAGGAGCUGCGGCACAAGGAGACGCUGGUGGCCGCGCUGCGGUCCAGCCUCCGCAACAAGGAGCGCCGGUUCCUGGAGGAGCUGAAGCGGCGGAGCCACCGGGUCACCAUCCUCGACACCGAGCUGCAGAAGCAGACGGAGGCGGCCGCCUACCUCUCCCUGCAGCUGCACGCCACGGCCCAGCGCCUGCCGGGCCCCCGCCCGGCCGCGCAGCCGCCCCCAGAGCCGCCCCCGCCCGAGGGCCGGCCCCGCCGCCGCGGGCACCGCCCGCCGCCGCCGCGCCGCCCGCGGGAGCCGCCGCCCGAGGAGCAGGACGCCAUGCCCGACCCGGCCCUCUUCCUCUACGCGGCGCGGCCGCCGCAGCGCCCGCCGCCCCCCGGCACGGCCGCCGCCCCCCGGGCCCAGAGGCCGCCCCGGCAGCCCGGCCCGGAGCCGGCGGGCAGGGCCAAGGCGGGCAAGGGCGAGCCCGGCAAGAGGCCGGGGCCCGGCCCCCGCGGGGCCCCCCGCGGCCGGGAGUAGGCGGCGAGGGGACGGUGCGGCCCGAGCGGGCGGGGAGGCCUGAGCCCGGCGGCACCGGGGGUGCCUGCCCUCGUUCCCCGGCGGGGAAGGGGCGGCGGGAGGCGGCUGCCCUGCCCGCGGGCAGCCCGCAGGAGCCCCCGCCCCAGGGGCCCGAGCCGGGGCGGCCGGCGGCAAGCCCGCAGCGGGCGGCGGAGGGGAACGGCUGAGCUGGAGCUCCCGAGGAAUGGGAAAGGGGAAGAGAGAGGGAGAGAGAAAAAUAAAAAGGAAAAGGAAGGAAGGAAUGAAGAAAGAAAGGAAAGAAAAAGGAAGAAAGAAAGGGAGAACAAAAAGAAAGGAAAGAAAAAGGAAAAGGAGAAAGAAUGAAAGAAGGAAAGAAAAAGGAAGAAAGGAAGAAAAAAGAAAAAAAGACGAGAAAAGAAGAAAGAAAAGAAAAGAGAAAAGAAAAAAGAAAAGAAAAGAAAAAAGAAGAGAGAAAAUCUGCAUUUCUGCCAUGAGAUCUUUCUGCUGUUGCUGCCCUUCGAGCGGACGCCGGGUGUGUUUUCCCGGCCGGGGGUGCCGGGAGGUGGGCGUGCAGCAGUGAGUGCCGGGCUGUGCGGUACACGGCUGGGCACUGCGGGAUGAUCUCUGCCGUGCCUCCAGCCCUGGGCAUCGCCGGCAGCAGGGCUGGGCUGGAGCGAGCCCCAGACAUCACCAGGAAGGUCCCCCGGGAUGGAGGCAGCUGAAUGACAGUCAGUCCCACAGGUGCAGGAGGGUUCCCCCUCCAUGGAGACAGCGCAGCCGUGCCAGCCAAGACCCCUCUCCCCUGUCCAGCGAUUCGGCUGCCUCUAACAUGGAUUUCUCCCUGUUACAUUUAGAUGCAGGACUUGGAUGAGCAGCUGGCCGUGAGCUGUGACCACCAGUGCCGGACACCUCGUGUGUUUCCUCGCCCCUGCAGCCUUGCUCCACGUGCCGCUGGAGCAGGGCUGUGACCUGCACCCCCCGUGCCAGGCAGGUCUGGUGUGGGCACCGGCAUCUCGGCUCUCAGCCCCAUCCACAGCCAGGUCUGGGUUUCCCACAGAACUGAGCAGCCACAUGAGGAAUGUGCUCCUGACCGUGCACCAUGGUACACGGAAACCUGCUGGGGCCACACCAGCCCCAGGUUCAGCUUCCAUGAGGAGCAGAGGCUGGAAAAGCCACUUCACCUGUGUUCCUUGCCACAUCCCCCAGGGUCAAAUCACUGCGGGGCCGUGCAGUCCUUCUCCACUGCCUCCCAGUCCCUCCCAGCACCGCCAGGCUCUCCAGUCCUCCUCCACCACUUCCCAGUCCAUCCCAGCACAGCAGCCUUCGCCCCGCCGGGGCAGCCUUGCCCAGUCUCCAAACCAAACCAUCAGCUUUAUACAUCCAUUCCCUGGGUGUUCUGAAACUGCAGAAACAGGGAGAGGCGAGGGCAACUCCGGCAGCCGGGCAGGGUGAAGGUCUCUGCAGGACCUGCAGGAUGGGCAGGGUUUUUGCCCCUGUGGUCUGGCUACCAGCCCUGGCCGGCCUGGCCACGCAGCUGUGCUGGGGCAGCGGUGCCAGCCAGGAGCCCUGGCCCCUGCCCGCAGCUGGCAUCCUGCCCGGCCCGUGGGCAGCAGCCUCCCGUGGGACCCCCAUUGCCUCCGCGGCUGGCACGGGCUGGGGGAAGCCGCGGGCUGUGAUCAGACCCUGUUUCCUUCCUUCCAAUUCAGUUUGAAACCUCUUCAAAAACAUCGCCCUCAUAGACCAGUCGGGCUUAGCCUGCCCGAGCUCAGCCACAGCGUGCCCAUGCAGUCAGAGGUGUCUAUUUUUGUAGUUCAAUAUUUAUAUACUAUAUUAAAAUGCUUUUACGAGAUUCUCGGCAACAGUCCCUAGGCCAGCUCUUUGGUAAAAACAAACCCCGAAGCGCACCGGCUGCACUAGCAGGACAGAAGUUAGCAGCUUUUGUAGCUUGUCUUUGGCUGUGAUGUGAAUAGCCAGGCUUUGGAGGGCAAGACCCCUCCUGCUCCCCCCAGGGUAGCCUCAAGGGGCUGGGACCCCCUCUCCAGCUCCUGCCACGGUCUCUAACGCACCCCUGAGUCUGGGGAGAAGCCCAGCACCAGUGUGCCUGGGCAAGAGCAGGGAGCAAGGGCCCAGGGAGCGGACACCCUGGCUGCAGCCCUGCAGAAGUGUGCAGCUCCUGGCGGCGAAGGCAAAGCCCCAAGGGGAAAUUUUGGCAGCCAGAGCUGCUGCCUCGGAAGCACAGAGCCCAGCAGAGCUCCCGCUGGCUCCUGUCUGCCCUCCCUGACUGUCAUCCCCCCUGCAGAAGGCCACAAAGAGCCCUGACAGGGUGCUCACGUACCCUGUUGCCUUCUUGAGGGGGUGCGGGGGCAGCAUGGGGGGCAUCGGUGAUGCCCAGCUGGAGGUGAGCACCUGGGUACAGUUGCACAAGGGAGAAAAGCCCUGAGCCCAGCUCUAGGUCAGGCGGCGGAGGGCUUCCUACGUCUUUCCCUUUGCAAGGCAAUUUAAGGCAGCCUGUGGGUGCUGGGGGCUCUGGGGGCCCCGCUGUCGCCCACCCCCGCGGAGGCAGAGCGGGGGGCGGCGAGAAGCAGUUCCUGCUGCGUUGCACAGGCAGCACCCGGGGUGCAGCAUCGCGGCCACCCCGUCCUGGUGGUGUCGCGCAAGUGAGGCGCUGUUUGGCCUCAGGUUCAGAGAGGUUCUGCUGAGGAUUCGUCUCUGUUCUCUUUUAACGCGAGAGAGGGUGAUACAUGUCCCUGCGCUGUUUGGCUGCCCCUGCAGCUGUGGUGUGCACAGCUGCUUUCCCCUCACCUUCCUAGACAAUCCUGAUAGACAGAAUAUGUUGCAUUUUUAUUAUAAAAUCCUUGAUAAGAUCAUGGUGUUCAUGACAGACCUGAGCAUUGAAGAGGGGAGGGAGAGGUAUGAUCCUUCUUCUGUGUAAAUACCUUCCUAGCAAUCAUCAUUUUUAGUGCCUAGUAUGUAAAUGAAGCAACCCUGUCUGAGCUGCAGGACCCUUUCCUCUUCACCGCUAAUUAGCAGCUUGCUCAAGGAGUCGAUCUCAUUUCCAGUUCCCCCGAUGGCUUCUCCCUCCUCCCGGUACUCCCUGGGGUCUGUGGGCAGCCGGGCAGGCCCCGAGCCCCGCGGCCCUCGGGCGUGCAGGCAGGGCUGCCUGCAGCGAGGGGGGGCCGGUUCCCAAGGAGGCGGAGAGGGAGGACCCCGAUUCCCCUGCUUCGUCCCACUGCAGUGUGCUUGGAAAUGAGCCGUUGGGGCGAGCCCUGCGCAUUUCCCUGGGCACCCUUGCCUCGGAGCAGGAAGGAUCAGCUCCUGCACGCUGUACCUGCGUCCGUCCCUGCUGCUUUUCUUGGGGGGGGGAGCUCUAGAGAUACUAUAUAUACACUGAUAUAUAUAUACACACACACACACACACAUAUACACGCACUUGUUUUAAAGGGAAAACACUGUAUGAUUGUAAUAGAAAUGAUGUUGAGAUAAAUUAUUUUAAUCUUUGUAUUUAUAUAAACUGAUCAAAUAGAUCAAAAUGAUCUGGGGGGGGGGAAAAAAGGGGGGGAACAAAAAGACAGCGAUCCUAUUUUCCAAUGAGUGGGCCGCUGUUAGCCCCAGUGAGCCCCAGGGAGCGGGAGCAGCCGGGGCAGUGCCUGCCCUCUGCUCCCUGGGCAGGGGGCUCCUACAGACCCCCCCAGGCUCGGGCUGCAAAUUAGCCCUUAGCCUGCGAGGUGUAACAGGGAUCUGCAGGUGCAUUUAGUCGGUGCUGCCGGACUCCGUGGGAGUCCAAAGGGCGCGCGGGGCUUGGACCUGUGCCGUGUACCUGGCGCACACGGACCGAGGAGCGUAACCGCUGACACCUACAUGCUUUGUGUGGAACAAGCGAUGUUUAAUGUUGACUCAUAAAGCUUAAUGAUUAGACUGGAAGUGGAUGCAUAGCAAUAACGCUCGGUUGUUAAACAAUGUCUUAUGUCUAUAAAUCACAACUGUGCUGUGAGCUUUCUGCGUGCAGACUAACAGCCGGGCACCUCUCCCCAGCACCCCCCCGUUCCUUCUGCAGCUCUGCAGAGGCUCGUGGAUUUGAUGUGUUGGGUUUGCUAAUCUCUCUUUUCCAUACUAUUAUUUUUCCUAAUGCUCUCUCAGAAAGCGACGACUCAAAAUUGUACAGGCCUGCAAGCAGCGGUGGGGAGGAGAUGCGCCUGCUCCCCCAGCUGCAGCUGCAGCCGUGGCGGGGCCGGUGGCACCGAGAGGCAGAGCUGGUGCUGGUGACUCGGGGCAGGCUCCCCUGGACGUCUUCAGCCCAGGGCAGACUGACCGGGAAGUUCUCCCUCUUCACCCUGUGAAUUAAAAAGCCAUAUAUUUCUGAAUGUGUUUGCUGGGGCUCAUCUAAGCGCUCCCAGCUGCAUCCUUCCCGUCCCCGCUGUGAGGGUGCCAUUGCGAGGGCCAGAACCGCGCAGCCGCUCCCCAAAACCCCCGCGGGGGGCUGCGUGACCCUCCCGCUGCGGCACAGCACCGCGCAGGGACCUGUCUGCAGCGGGGCACGGUCCUGCUGCCCGGGGGAAGGUUGGUCCGAGGCAGAGAUCAAGGCUUUCUAUAAACCACUGCAGCGAAGUGAGGGCAGGGCAGAGCCAGUGGGUGUUAUGCAGGGGCCGUGGAGGGGCUGGGGUGGUCUCUCCUGGAUGCCCAGGAAAGCUGCCAGCACCGCAGCAAGAAAUGCCCCACCUGAGGCAGCUGGAGACCCGGAGCCAGCAGUGGUCGGGGAUCACCCUGCUCCGCACAGAGCAUCCCUGCACACGUGUUCCCCAAAACAAGCUCCCAGGAGGCAGAGGAGUGGCAGCACCGCAGCGCCGCCCGCCUGGCUCUCCCCCCGAGGAAAGUAAAUCAGCAGCACGUUGAUGGACUUUGAUUUUUCAGGAGCUAGGUGAACGUUUCGGGUGCCUCGUGUGCAACAUUGUGUGCUGGCUCCUGCUCCCCUGGUGAAGCCGUGGCAUCCUGCCCUUCUCCAGGAACACCAGCCCCGAUGAGCCGGUCUCGCUGUAGUGACGCCACAGCCGCCUCGGUGCACGUCUGUUCUUGUCACCCUCUUGCACUGUCGGUGCCUGGCUGCCAAGUCCUACAGGGAAGGCGAAGGAGGGGAGAGAAAACUCCCUCCCGUCCGUCGUUUGCCUCAUGUUGUGGAUAAGAUCAGCGAUGCUGGUGUGCCGGGGCUGGGUGAGCAGGAGAAACCUGGGAUCAAUGAGCACCGCAGCCGCGGAGGAUCCCGCCAGACAACGCGGCCCGUCAAAGCAUGAGGAUAAAAGUGACACAUGUCCUCGCUGGUUACAAGCUGCCCUUUGCUCGCCAAGGCCGGGUUUUUGCCUGUCUGCUCGGCUAGCGCUGCCGGCACCGGCCCUGAGUGAUGCUGCCAUCCCUGCUCCCUGCUGCAGCCAUGCAGCCAGGGGCUGCGGGCAGGGGGAGAGGGAGCGUGACACUUGGUACCGCCACCACAUCGGAUCCCUUCAUUUAACCCCCCCUCCCCCCACGCCUCCGGGCAGGACCGGGGUCGCGAAGCUGCCAGUGUGAGAUGUGCGCCCAACGCUAGCCCAAGCGGCCCCUGGUCCUCCUCGGGGUGUGGUGAUGCCUCCUGCCUCUUCCCGAUAGAUCUCACUGAUCUUGUGGCUUCCGAAAAAGAUCCCCUUUCCUGUCACUGGGAUUAUAGCAGGAAGGAGACUAUUAGGCCAUGGGAAUCCCUCAAAUCUUUGUAUGUCUGAAAAACCAGACCCUUUCUCCGCCCAGGGACUGGGUAAGGUGCUGAGCCCUGGCCCUGCAGGGACAAGCACUGUCCGUAUUCGCUUGGGUGUUCCAAGGUCACACAGAAGGUCGCUGCCAUCCCAGUCCUUACCAAGGCUACAACAAGGUUCCCCAGGUGGGGACAUUGCCUCUGCCCGGCUGGAGCCACGCUCGGGACCCCAGGAAGGCUCUGGCAGAGGGAAGGGGAGGGAACCACCCCUGGGUACGGCUCCUCCGGCCCCAGAGCAGCUGCGGUUUUGUGGGAGCAAAAAUAUUCUCCUUGGCUGAGCUUGUGAAGCUCAGCUGAGAACAAUAAAAGCCUGUGCCUCGUGCUGGGGAGAGCCAUUGCGGUGGGACAGAUGCCAAAGGUUUGACACUGCUCUGCUUUAUUUGAAUGUUCUUUGACAACAUGACACCAUUAUUCGCCAGGACGAUGUUAACGUCGACUUCGCUUUUUAACCAAGUGCUUUUCAAAACGCGUUAAUACCCAGAGUAUGGAGCUGUACUUUAGGAGUCAUUGUAAUAUGCCUUUUUCUUAAUAAAGAGAUUGAAAUCUGCA
Chroicocephalus ridibundus (black-headed gull) is the source of this 7254-nucleotide messenger RNA. It is a transcript of the gene CCDC92B, whose product is annotated as coiled-coil domain containing 92B. The transcript is spliced from 4 exons. The coding region runs from base 81 to 932 and encodes 283 amino acids. The record is from RefSeq and is a predicted model, not a curated record. Lineage: Eukaryota; Metazoa; Chordata; Aves; Charadriiformes; Laridae.